This is a messenger RNA of Hansenula ciferrii, 729 nucleotides long. It is a transcript of the gene PRE4, whose product is annotated as proteasome core particle subunit beta 7. Gene Ontology annotation, cellular component: proteasome core complex. The coding region runs from base 1 to 729 and encodes 242 amino acids. The transcript is spliced from 2 exons. Lineage: Eukaryota; Fungi; Ascomycota; Saccharomycetes; Phaffomycetales; Wickerhamomycetaceae. The record is from RefSeq and is a predicted model, not a curated record.
AUGGAUCACGAUCCUUUCAGAUGGGGUAGACCUAACGAUCAACAUUAUGGUCAAUAUAACAAUGCCAUUGCCAAUGCUGCUAUAAAAUAUAAAGAUGGUAUAGUGAUUGCAGCUGAUAAUUUAGGUUCAUAUGGUUCUUUAGCAAGAUUUACUGAUGUUGAAAGAUUAUUCCCAACUGGUGAUAAUGCAGUUGUUGGUAUUAGUGGUGAUAUAUCAGAUUUACAAUAUGUUAGUAGAUUAUUAGAUGAUUUAGAAAUUGAACAUAAUUAUGAUUCUGAUGGUCAUCAGUUAAAAGCUUCUCAUAUACAUGAAUAUUUACAAAAAGUUUUCUAUCAUAGAAGAUCCAAGAUGGAUCCUUUAUGGAAUUCUGUUAUUGUUGCUGGAUUAGAUGAUGAUAAACCAUUUUUAAAAUAUGUUGAUUUAUUAGGUGUUACAUAUUCUGCUCCAACUUUAGCUACAGGUUUUGGUGCAUAUUUAGCUGUUCCAUUAUUAAGAAAAGUUGUUGAUAAAGAAGAAGAUGUUGCAAAUGUUGAUGAAGAAACUGCAACUAAUGCAAUUAGAGAAUGUAUGAAAGUUUUAUAUUAUAGAGAUGCAAGAUCUUUAGAUAAAUAUACUUUAGUUACAAUUUCUAAAACUAAUGGUGUUAAAGUUGAAAAAAAUCAACAAUCAAAAGAACAAAGUUGGAGAUUUGCUAAAGAUAUUAAAGGUUAUGGCACACAAGUUGUAUAG